AACUUAUUAAAUAGAAAAUUUAGAAACAAAAACUGGGAUGCCAGAAAUUCGGAAGGAUUUCUACCAGAAGGACAACCUCGUGUGUGUGUCUUUUUACGUGAAAAAUAUAAACGAGGAUCAGUCAACAAUUGAUAUUCAGGAUAGAAGUCUUGCUGUGAAACUCAGUAAUCCAGAUGGCCUUCACGAAGAAUCUUUCGAAUUAUUCACUGAAAUUGAAGCGGCUAGAUCAUCAUACAAAAUCCUGUCUUCAAAGCUAGAGUUGAAGCUCUAUGCCAAGAGUUAUUUAAAAUGGACCACAGUUCAGAAAUCAAAAGAUGGAACGACCCCGACACCUGCUGGAGCUGUAAUCGUUCCGACAAAUAACGGUGAUGUUUCUGCACAACACGCUCAAUUAAGCUACCCAACGUCCUCCAAAAAGAAAUCAGCCGAUUGGAAUAAACUUGAACAAGAUGUAAUAAAAGAAGAAAAAGAAGAGAAAAAGGAGGGCGACGAAGGACUGAACAGUUUGUUUCAAAACAUCUUCAAGGACGGGACUCCGGAACAGCAAAGGGCCAUGAUGAAGUCUUUUACCGAGUCUGGGGGGACUGUGUUGAGCACCAAUUGGGACGAGGUUGGAUCUAAGAAAGUGGAAGUGCAGCCCCCUGAUGGCAUGGAAUUCAAAAAAUGGGACAGUUAAUUGAGACGUCCGAUCUUCCAGAGAAACCAUUCGACGAAGUGUCCUGAUCGUGCAAAAUACUCUUUGAUUCAUCAUUGAAUCAGUGAUGUACAAAUUAUACUAAUUGCUGCUGCAAACAUGUAUUAUAUAAAUUCGUUUUUUUUUCCAAUACUGAUUGAACAUGAUCAUCUAUAUAAUAGCUUGUUGUUGAACAAACUAGCGUUGUUUUUUGAAU
Symsagittifera roscoffensis is the source of this 890-nucleotide messenger RNA. RefSeq lists its product as uncharacterized. Gene Ontology annotation, molecular function: protein-folding chaperone binding. The record is from RefSeq and is a predicted model, not a curated record. The transcript has 7 exons. Lineage: Eukaryota; Metazoa; Xenacoelomorpha; Acoela; Convolutidae. Bases 38 to 676 code for a protein of 212 amino acids.